GUGAAUACUUUCAUGUUAUGUCGCUAGAUCCUCUGUCUAUCUGACUUGACCUUGGAAUCUCUCUUGUCUCAGCCGCUUUCAAGUCUCUCUUUUUUUUUCUCCAACUCGUAAAUCCUUCAUCACGAAUCCGCUUUUGCGGUGCAUGGCAUUUGCACUCAAUUUUCGCAAACCUCCAACUUCGCUUUGCGCAUAGGAUGCUAUUCCCGCCUCGACGACUUCACUGCUCGAUGACCACACGUGAGAGAAAGUAAACACCAACUGGACACACACGAUUGCACACAACCCAAUAAAACCGAGACUACGAAUCACGCUGCACGCAUUUUAAAUACCCGUUACAUACGUUUAUUCGCAAGCACCUUUGUUCACCCCUUUGCUUGUAUAUAGCAUCGAUACCGAUCACGUUAUCCCCUUGACGGCGAAAGUCGCGAUACCAAGCAAAAUGGUGGACACAAGUUACCUCGCACAGCAGGUUAAUAAUAGUAUUGCCCAGCUGCACGGUCUCUUUGAUGAGAUCGGUGUCCCUGAUCAUGAGCGCGAAGCUCGAGAAUCUGAGUUGUUCUCAGCAUUGUCUGAAGCACUCAAUAGCCAAGUGCGACUAGUCAAUUCAGAAAAGAAGGAGAUGGUCGACGAGGCAAAGAAGAUCAUUACCAUGAUUCACCAAAUGGAGGCAUCGUUGGACGAUUCAAAACGUCGCCGCGACUACGAAGACGACGACGACUUGACCAUCACAUAUCCUCUAACACAAUGCCUCCAACAACUGAAGGAGAAGCAUAUACAAAUCAGUCGCCUCCAUAAGGAGCGCUUUGAGCAAGUCAAGAAACUCGUCGUGGCCCUUGAAUCCUAUUCCUCUCACCUGGAGCCCACAUUUGUCCAAAUUCCCUUACCGCCCACAGGGCCUAAUCAGUCCAUCCCUCCCAACUUUGACCUUUCUUCCACCUACGUUGACAAGCUUGACAAUGAGUUCACACGAGUUUAUGAGGAGUAUUCUCGUCGCAUCGCUACUGUUCAAGCCCUUGCCGACCAGACCAUUGGCCUGUGGGCUGAGCUUGGCAUUCCCCAAGCGCAACAAGAUGGCGCCAUCGUCAAGUACUAUCGCGAUGCUCCUGAGCAACUUGGUCUGCAUGAGGAAGACAUCAACCGACUCCGCUCUAAGCGCGACAGACUCUCAGAUGAGAAGAAGAACCGCGAGAAGAAGCUCAAGGAGCUCAGAUCUUCCGUCGAAGCUUUAUGGAUCAAGCUUGGUGUUGAUGAGAGCGAGACCAAGCCAUUCCUUAACGCGAACCGCGGCUGCGGUGUGCGACAGAUCAAUGAGUUUGAGGACGAGCUCGCGCGAUUGAAUGAGCUCAAGCGUCAAAACCUCCACCUUUUCGUCGAAGAUUCCCGCAUCAAGCUUCAAGAACUCUGGGAUGCGCUAUACUUUUGCGAGGAUGAGAUGCUUGAAUUCACCCCUGCCUUUUCCGAUGUCUACAGUGACGCUCUUCUGGAGGCCCAUGAGCGUGAAAUUGCCCGCCUGGAAGCUCUCAAGGAACAGCGGGCACCCACAUUGGCACUCAUCGAUAGACACAAGAGUUUGAUCCAGGAGCGCGAUGAUCUCGCUGCCUCCAGUCAGGACGCAUCGCGGCUCAUGGCACGUGGUCAGAAGGGUGAGAAGCGAGAUCCUGGCAAACUGCUCCGCGAGGAAAAGAUGCGAAAGCGUAUCGCCAAAGAACUCCCUAAGAUCACUGCCGAUCUACGCAAGAUACUUUCCAAAUGGGAAGACGAAUAUGGGCGACCUUUCCUCGUGUAUGGUGAGAGUUACUUGGAUGAGAUUGAGGCUUCUGAUGGACCAAAGAAGGGCGCACUGCCGCCCCGUUCUAAGACACCAGCUGGUCCACCUCCCUCAACCAUCAAACCACCCAAGUCUGUACCAAACCGAGCUGCCACCAAGUCUGCUCCUCCUCGAUCCAUGACCAAAACCCCUACAGCUGGCAUGCCUCCCAAGCGACCUGGACACCAAGCUACGGGCUCCAUUUCUAGUAUACCUGGAAGCCCUGCAAGGAGUCCAUCGCGAAUUCCUGCCCGAGUUCCGCUAUCAAACAUGAAGCACGGGAACAACUCUCCCGAACGGCCUCGUGCUGAGUCGCGAGCUGAUACCUUCCGACCUGGUCCCCCUUUGAUGCGGGCACCUCCUCCGAAGAUGCGUGACUUGAUGGCUCGGGGCGAUCUUGAAGCUCCUAUGAAUCCCUAUAAGUCCAUGGGCCUCAAUUCCAGCAUUGUUCGCCAUGUUGAGCCUGAGGAUGUAUAUGAUGAUCGCCCUCGAACAGCACGAUCCAACUCCAACAAUUCUCAGUAUAGCAGCCAUCCCAGCAACAAUUCCCAGUUCAGCAGUCACCCAAGCAACAACUCUCAAUACUAUAGCGAAGAGAGCUUCCAUGACCCAUAUUCCACCAUCCGCUCACAAGGCUAUCGUCCGAUGGCCCCGCCAAGACAGAUCUCUGGCAACUCAAUGGCAUCAACCAACAUCUCUGGAUCUGAAAACUGGGAGACAUACGACGAUAACAGCGAACCUGAGCUUGAUGUUUCAGAUGCCUACUACGCCAAGUUAAGGGCGACUCGCAAUAAGCGGUUCUCACCUGAGCCAGGCCGACCCACGAGUAGCCAGUCCAAGCGCAUACGCGGCAUACCCCCUACAGCAUCAUAUAAUGGGCCAGUGAUGAUUGACCAAGAUGGUAACCGCAUCAUUUCAGGCAGUGAAUGGACAGACGAGGAUGCCUACUGAGCACUCCCCUGAUUAAUCUUCACUCAACGUUUACCCAUGAAUGAUGUCAAACGACCGAACCAUUCUGAACGAUGAUGGAUUCACGCAAGCUUUUCAUGAUGAUGCAGGCAUCUCGCGACGAUCUUGAGUGAGCAAGCGAACAACAGAACGCCGCAGAACCACGGCCUGUCUAGUUGCAACGUUGAUGCACGACUGAAUGCCUCUACGAUAACGCCAGACAGGCGUCUUGUCACAGUUCCACCUCCUUUGGACAUCUUUUGCCAACGAGCUCUUCUUUUUUUUUUUUUCCAUUUUCACUUUUCUCCAUAGUCACUUCUGACUGGCUAAGUUACAUCUCGCCGGGCCCGACGCCAGGAUUUUUUGUAUUCUUCUUUUUUUCUCUUUCUUCUAGCUUGAGCGGGAUAUUGUACACAGGCUCCCCGCCUACAGAGUGAGGGCCUUCCAAGUGAGUACUUGCUGGCCCUAGGAUAAUGUGAGAUGUGCAUAAGGGGGUCGAGGGCGCUGGAAAACUGGAUUAGGUAGGGAUGGCAGGCGUCCAGGAUCAUUGGCGUUUAAUGUAUAUCCUGAGUAGGUCGAGCUGCUCGACUAUAGUCUCAACAAUGCUAUUUGUCUUGAUUUUGAA
Messenger RNA from Fusarium odoratissimum NRRL 54006, 3380 nucleotides. RefSeq lists its product as uncharacterized. NCBI's taxonomy places the organism in Eukaryota, Fungi, Ascomycota, Sordariomycetes, Hypocreales, Nectriaceae. The transcript is spliced from 3 exons. Gene Ontology annotation, biological process: microtubule cytoskeleton organization; mitotic spindle midzone assembly. Bases 440 to 2758 code for a protein of 772 amino acids. The record is from RefSeq and is a predicted model, not a curated record. Gene Ontology annotation, molecular function: microtubule binding. Gene Ontology annotation, cellular component: mitotic spindle midzone; spindle; cytoplasm.